Phaeodactylum tricornutum CCAP 1055/1 is the source of this 4043-nucleotide messenger RNA. RefSeq lists its product with no specific name. Lineage: Eukaryota; Bacillariophyta; Bacillariophyceae; Surirellales; Neidiaceae. The coding region runs from base 127 to 3945 and encodes 1272 amino acids. The record is from RefSeq and is a predicted model, not a curated record. The transcript has 3 exons. Gene Ontology annotation, molecular function: metalloendopeptidase activity; metal ion binding. Gene Ontology annotation, biological process: proteolysis.
GUUGAACAAGGGUCUCGCUCUCGAAAACAGUCGAAGAUACGCUAACACAGAUACUAUUGAUGGCUAGAUAGUAGGCAUCUGAGGAGCAGUACGAAACGAGCAAGCAAAAAAACAUACCAAUACACGAUGGAAGGCGACGGUGUGUCUCCUUCGACAGCAGGUUUGGUCGUUUCCCACCACGACAACGGAAGCGAGAGUGACGACGUAGUGCCAACGCAGGCCGAUCCCGAACACGACAUAUCCGUAGAGAUCGAAGGCGACGAAAAGAAGAAGAUUGGCAGGACCACGUCGGUGACAGCGUCGUCACCUUGCGCAACUCGAGACAAUGUGGGGGACGACGUUUUGAGGGGACCCGAUUUAAACGAAUCCAAGACGUCUUUGGAUUCCAAGUUAUAUCGCCAAAUUCUACUACCUAAUGGCUUGCGUGCAGUCUUGAUCCAAGAUACCAUCGCCAUGCAUCAAAACUCCCGUUACGAGUUGGGCGGGUCGGAUGAGGAGGAGGACGACAACGACAUUGACGAUGCAACUGCCGAUCAAGCUACACCUGCCUCCACCCGCUUGCACCAUUCGCGCCACGGAAGGAGCGCCACGGAAUCCGACGACGAUAGUGACGUUGACGAUAAUGAUGACGACGAUACGGGUUUGCGUGACGCCGCCGCAUCCAUUCUCGUCGGUGUUGGGUCCAUGUACGAUCCUGUCACCUGCCAAGGUCUCGCUCAUUUUCUCGAACAUUUACUCUUCAUGGGAUCCGAAAAAUAUCCCGGAGAAAACGAAUACGAAUCCUUUGUCGCGAAACACGGUGGAACAGACAACGCUUGGACAGAAUGGGAGUAUACCACGUAUACGGUUUCGAUUCCGCAAGAAUACCUUUGGGAAGCCAUGGAUCGCUUGGCGCAGUUCUUUGUGGCACCACUCUUGUUAGAAUCAGCCGUCGAUCGGGAAUUGAAUUCUAUUGAAUCCGAGUUUCAACUCAACAAAAAUUCCGACUCGUGUCGGUGGCAACAGCUCUUGUGCGCCACGUCUCGUCCCGAUCAUCCCAUGGCCAAGUUCAGCUGGGGCAAUCUGCGCUCUUUGAGGGAGAUCCCCCAAGCGCUCGGCGUCGACCCACUCGUUGAAUUGCGACGUUUUUACAAUCAAUAUUACUACGCUGCCAAUAUGAGGGUUUGCGUUAUUGGAGCGUACACGCUAGACGAAAUGGAACAACGCGUACAAUCUAUGUUUGCGAAAGUGCCAGCUUUGCCUCGCACGCCCGGGCCCCUAGCGCUACCGCUCAAGCCAGAAACAGGAUUAUGUUCCUGGCAAGCCGAAUAUCAUAGUCCCUUGCGAGAGGUCGGUUGCCCUUUGGCGGAGCAUGCUUUACAGAAGAUUUUUCGGAUCGUUCCCGUCAAAGACAAACACGCGCUGUCCAUUACUUGGCCCUUUCCAGGACAAAUGGAUCAGUGGCGAACCAAGCCGGGCGACUUCUUGGCGCAUUUAUUGGGACACGAAGCAAGUGGUUCGCUGCUCUCAUACUUUCGAUCCCAGUCUUGGGCGACUAGUUGCAUGGCUGGUGUGGGCGAAGAAGGUAGUGAAAGAGCGAGCAGCCACGCCUUAUUCAAUAUGUCCUUCGCGCUCUCGAAAGAAGGCCUGGAGCAUUGGAGAGACAUGGUUGCUGCUGUUUACGAGUACAUAGGUAUGUUGCGUUUCAAGUCCGAGCAUGGUUGGCCGGAAUGGAUUUUCGAUGAGUUGCGCAGCAUUCACGAAGUAUCUUAUCGCUAUGGUGACGAGGCCUCACCGGAAGAUAUUGUUGAAGCCAUGACGGAAAGCAUGGCGCCACACUACCGAUUGCCACCUGAGCGUUUGCUGGAUGGUCCACAUCUACUGUUUGGAUUUGACGCGGCGGCAAUUUCUUCCCUGUUGGAUUGCAUGACUCCUCAAAAUGCACGUAUCGAUUUGACGUCAUCGUCGUUUGGACGGCCAGCAGAUUUCGGUGUUGUGAUUGCGGAAGAUUCCACCGACACUCUUGUUACGGAUCUUCAGAUCGCCGAUGAGAUGGAGCUAUUCGAUGCGUCGGUAGCUGGUCCGCCUCAAAUUGAGCCCAUGUUUGGUACAUUUUUUUGGUGUUCUGAUGUUCCCUCUGACUGGAUUGUGGAUUGGUGCUCGUUGGCGCGACCGCAAGAGCCUACUUUGCGCAUUGGUUUGCCGCCACGCAAUCCGUUUGUUCCAGAAAAGUUUAAUCUCAAACCCUUGCCUUCCGAUGAUGCUCGACAUCCUUUGCUGAACUCUUCAUUAAAGCUUUGUAUUGCUGUUGGCAAAUCGAAGCAAUGGUUCCCGGCGACAGUUGUUCAGUACAAUGAAAAGAAGAAUGCUUUGCUACUGUCUUACGAAGACGAAGAUGAACAAUGGCAUGUCUUGGAUCGACAUAUUGAGACGUUUCCUCCUGAUCAGAUUACUCCCGACUUUGAAGGAACAAUGGACGAGAAGAAGGUCAAGUAUCGCAUCGUGGCGCUCGCACAGCCAGGCAUGGGUCCGUUGCGAAAAUUUGCCGACGACAGUGAUUUUGCCGCCGAGAAUGGCACAGCCUUCCCCCCCAUUCCACCGGCGUUACCACCUUCUAGACUACCCAAACAGAUAUGCAACUCGAACUUGCUCAAAAUGUGGUAUCUGCAAGAUCGAAGCUUCCAUCGACCUAUUGCUGAGCUACGUCUAGAAAUUAUUUGCGGAAAAGCGAAUAGUUCGCCGCUGCACAAGGCUUGUGCCGAAUUGCUGGUCGAGCUCUGCGUUGACAAUUGCCUGGAAAUGACUUAUUUGGCUAGUGUCUGUGAACUGGGCUCGUUAUUGGUCGCGACUGAUGUGGGUUUCUAUUUACGCUUCCAUGGGUUUGACAACAAGCUUUCGGAUCUGUUCGAAAGGUGCAUAAUUGUUUUCCUGAGUUUUCGGCAGGAAGUGGAUACCUUGCCGUCCGGUAUUGACGGAUCAAGAUUUAGGGCUUGCUUGGAAGUUCUUCGUCGAAGAUAUCGCAACCAGGACAUGUCCGCUUCACACCUUGCCGGAAACUUGCGACUCCGUGCUUUGCGACCGAGCAUCUGGUCGGCGAACAAAAAAUUGCAUUCAAUCAAAGACCUUUGUGUUCCUUUAUUCGCAAAAACGGUUUCAGAAGUCUUGGCCGAUUUUGCCACUGAAUGUCUCCUCCACGGUGGCAAGGGUCUUCCACGUAAAAAGUAUCCAGCCCAGUCGAUGAUCCGCAUUCCGUCGGUUGACAAACCAGUUUCCCUUAUUGCCCCUUCAAAGGAUCCUGGGGAACCAAACACGGCAGUGGAAGUCUAUGUACAGGUGAACAAGGACAAUCUGCACGAACGUGUUUUGAUUGAUCUUCUUGUACACAUAAUUGAUGAGCCGAUUUACGACCAGAUCCGGACGAAAGACCAAUUUGAAUAUGAUGUACACUGUGAUAUUAGAUGGUCGUACGGUAUUAUGGGAAUUGUAUUCAAAAUUGUAACAAACGUGAAGAGUGCAUCUGCAGCUGUCGAACGCAUUGACAAGUUCUUGUCGGACUUCCGUGUAGAUCUUGAGACAAUGUCGGCAGCCGAAUUCUUGGAGCACCUGGUGGGGCUUUCAACUCAAAAGCUGGACAUGUUCAACUCUCUGUCCGAACAAUGCGAUCACUACUGGUGUGAAAUUAGGGACGGGCGAUUUGAGUGGGAAGCAUAUCGGGACGAAGCAAUUUGCCUUCGAAGCGUGCAGAAAGGCGAACUUCUCAAAGCUUUCGACAAAUGGUUGAACCCAGCUAGCCGUCGCAAUGUUAUUGCAAUUCAAGUGAUCGGGACCGGAGAGGGCGAUGUGUCAAUCGGUCGGCCUUCUCUCGAAAGUGACAAAGUCGAUGAUUACUUGGACGCAGUGUCAUCAGACUUUCACAUUCUCUGCAAAGCGCAAACGUGGGGCCGAGUGAACUCGAAGCUCUUUUGAGCGUGUAUAUUGCUACAAAUGACCAAGUGGUGCGGCCACUUUCAUAGAAUAUUUGUCUUCUAAAGUCCUACCUAGCUAGCUGACUAUCAAUGCGAGCG